AUGGAGGAACAACUUAGGUACACAGUUGCUAUGGAGGUUCCAGUGGUGGAUUGUGAGGAUGAUGGGAUUGAGUAUGUGAGGGUUUAUGACACAGUGGAUGCUGAUGAGGUGUUUCCUGGGGUUUCUCAGCCACAACCUGAACCAGAGCAAGAGUCCCCCCCUCCUAAGAAACCUUCCAAGGCCAAACCUAGGAAGAAACUCACUCCAAAAAAGAAGACACCAAAACCUGCCCCCCCCCCCCCCCCCCCACAACCCACUGAAACCACAAACACACAAGAAACCACACCACAAACACCCCCACAUCAAGCUGAACCAGAACCAGAAACAACCCAACAAACACCCCCACAUCAAGCUGAACCAGAACCAGAAAUAACCCAACAAACACAGGGAGGACCCCAACCCACACAACCUGAACCAGAGCAAGCUGGACCAGAACCAGUUGCCCAACCAAACCCAAAAAAACAGGAAGGGCUAGACCUGAGGGGUUUAGGGUGGGGAAACCCACACUGGUAA
Spinacia oleracea (spinach) is the source of this 513-nucleotide messenger RNA. RefSeq names its product extensin-like. Bases 1 to 513 code for a protein of 170 amino acids. Lineage: Eukaryota; Viridiplantae; Streptophyta; Magnoliopsida; Caryophyllales; Amaranthaceae. The transcript has a single exon. The record is from RefSeq and is a predicted model, not a curated record.